UUUGUAUUCUCAAGAAAAUAUAAAUUUGCAGAUUUUGUGAAUUUUGAGUUUGAUAACUAAAUGUGAAUUAGAAAAACUGUGAAUAAUUUGUAGGAAUUUUUACAAAGACUUUAAAUUAGCAUAUACAAAAUGGAAAGAAAAAGCACUUACAGCGAAGACCUUUUUGAAUAUAUAAGGGUGAGUGACGAUGAAGAUGACUCGAAUGCAAUAGAAAUUCCAUGCGAACACGACGGCACACUGUUGUUAUCCACACUUGUGGCCCAAUUCCCUGGUUCGUGUGGACUUAAAUAUCGCCACCCUGAAACUAAAAGUAUUCGUGGAAUCCGUCUCAGUGAUGGCAAACUUCACCCACCCGGUGAUACCGGCUGGGGUAAGCAUUUAUACAUUUGUGUUUUCCCCAAAGAAAACAAACGCAAGAUGGAAGACGAAUCCCCUGAGAAUUCGUCUGCUAAAACAAAACGCUUGGAAAAGAAAUUGACUUGCUCAGAUUUGAUAUGUCUAGGUCUCCCUUGGAAAACAACCGAAGACUCACUGAAACAGUAUUUCGAGCAAUUUGGUGAGGUUGUUAUGGUCCAGCUAAAAAGAGAUAAACAUGGUGCCUUUAAGGGCUUCGGAUUUAUAAGGUUCGCAACAUAUGCAUCUCAAAUGAGGGCUCUUGCUCAAAGACAUAACAUAGAAGGUAGAUGGGUCGACGUCCGAAUUCCAAAUUCAAAGGAAGGUGUUGUCCCACAAAUGCCUUGCAAAGUUUUUGUUGGCAGAUGUACUGAAGAUAUCACAGCAGAUGAUCUUCGUGAAUAUUUUUCCAAGUUUGGUGAAGUGACAGAUGUAUUUGUGCCCCGCCCAUUUAGAGCCUUUGGAUUUGUAACAUUCUUGGAUCCAGAAGUGGCACAGAGUCUUUGUGGAGAAGACCAUGUCAUUAAAGGUGCCUCUGUAUCAGUAUCCAGUGCAUCACCAAAAGUAAAAAACAAACAAAAUCCUAAUUGGAAGGAGGAAAAUUAUGGGUCCAAUGCUUGGGAUGGUAAUAGAUCGGGUCCCUCGCCAUCAGGAAAUGGAAAUGGUGGCAGUAGUAAUAAUAUUGACACUUUAAACAUGCAGAAUCUGGGUAUUAACCCCAACAGUGGCCCACCACCCAACUUUAAUUUGCCCAUUAGUAUAGUUGCUGCUGCACUGAAUCAAGCUGGAUGGGGUGGAUUUUUGGGACCCAAUAACUCCACCCCAAACAACUGGCAAGGUCCUCCCCAAGGAGGAUCCGGUAAGAAUUGGAAUAACGGUCAAAACUGGGGCCAAAAUUGUCCCCCAGCUUGGAACCAAAGUAAUCCCGGCUGGAAUGCCAAUAAAAGUGGCAAUUGGAAUCAAGGAAAUUGGAACAACGGUCCAGGCUGGAGCGGUGGUACUAGUGGUGCACCCAACUCCAACUCUAAUAAUGGUUGGAAUUCUAAUAAGCCACAAACAUAAGGUGAGCUUUGUGUUUUAAUGCAUUUCCAUAAAAACUAGGAAUUAAAUCCAUUGUAACAAAACAUUAGAGUUUUAAAUAAAGAAGUAAUAUUAAAUUGAUAGUAGCAAAUAUUUGAAAGAUAUUUGAGAAUGUAAAUUAGGUAGGUAUGUAAUUAAGCAUAAAAGUGACAAGUGUGUGCAAAUCUGUGAAUUUGUAUGAGUGACUUUUGUGAAUCAAUAAAAGUAUGUAAUUUGUGA
Molecule: messenger RNA, 1692 nt
Organism: Aricia agestis (brown argus)
Lineage: Eukaryota; Metazoa; Arthropoda; Insecta; Lepidoptera; Lycaenidae
Product: TAR DNA-binding protein 43-like
Exons: 1
Coding region: 130-1455 (441 amino acids)
Biological process (GO): regulation of gene expression
Cellular component (GO): nucleoplasm
Molecular function (GO): RNA binding
Source: RefSeq, a predicted model, not a curated record